UGAGCGGUGGGGAAACGCAGGGGCGGCUUCUAGGUGCUGCCGCCGCCGCCGCUGCCGCCGUCACCGCCGCCACCACCGCCGCCUCGGAUCCCGGGCCUGGGGGGCGGUGGGGCCGCGCAUGGAGCCCCCGCCCCCCGGAGCUGCCAACACCACCACAGCGCUACGCACAGGUACCCCUGGGAUGGCGUGAGCGCCCGCCCCCCCCCCCCGCCCCCGCGAUGGACCCUUCUGUGACGCUGUGGCAGUUUCUGCUGCAGCUGCUGAGAGAGCAAGGCAACGGCCACAUCAUCUCCUGGACCUCACGGGAUGGCGGUGAGUUCAAGCUGGUGGAUGCCGAGGAGGUGGCCCGGCUGUGGGGGCUGCGCAAGAAUAAGACCAACAUGAAUUAUGACAAGCUCAGCCGGGCCUUGCGGUACUACUAUGACAAGAACAUCAUCCGCAAAGUGAGCGGCCAGAAGUUUGUCUACAAGUUCGUGUCCUACCCCGAGGUCGCAGGGUGCUCCGCGGAGGACUGCCCAGCCCAGCCCGAGGUGGCUGUCACCUCCGCGGUGGCAAGUGCAGGCCCCGCCGCUGUCCACGCCGUUCCCGGGGACACUGCCUCCGGAAAGCCAGGCACACCCAAGGGUGCCGGAAUGGCAGGCCCGGGCGGCUUGGCACGCAGCAGCCGGAACGACUACAUGCGCUCAGGCCUCUACUCCACCUUCACCAUCCAGUCCCUGCAGCCGCAGCCACAGCCGCCAGCCUCUCACCCGCGGCCUUCCACCGUGCUCCCCAACGCCACCCCAGCGGGAGCAGCAGUGCCCCCCUCAGGGAGCAGGAGCACCAGUCCAAGCCCCUUGGAGGCCUGUCUGGAGGCUGAGGAGGCCAGCCUGCCUCUGCAGGUCAUCCUGACCCCGCCCGAGGCCCCAAACCUUAAAUCCGAAGAGCCAAAUAUGGAGCCUGGGUUGGGCCGGCCACUGCCCCCUGAAGUGAAAGUGGAAGAGCCCAAGGAAGAGUUAGAAGCUGCAGCCAGUGGGGAUGCAGGAUUUGUGCUGGAAGCCGUCAAGGCCGAGCCCUUUGAGCCCAAGGCAGAGCCAGAAAUCCCGCCCGCAGAGGGCGUGCCAGCCCGGCUGCCUGCGGUCCUUAUGGAAACCGCAGCGCAGGUGGGCGGCCUUGCGGCUUCCACCACUUCCAGCACAGAGAUCGCCCAGCCUCAGAAGGGCCGGAAGCCCCGGGACCUGGAGCUUCCACUCAGCCCGAGCCUGCUGGGUGGGCCGGGACCCGAACGGACUCCAGGAUCGGGAACCGGCUCCGGGCUGCAGGCGCCAGGCCCAGCGCUGACGCCGUCCCUGCUACCUACGCACACAUUGACCCCGGUGCUGCUGACGCCCAGCUCGCUGCCCCCCAGCAUUCACUUCUGGAGCACCCUGAGUCCCAUUGCACCCCGUAGCCCGGCCAAGCUCUCCUUCCAGUUUCCGUCCAGUGGCAGCGCCCAGGUGCACAUCCCUUCCAUCAGCGUGGAUGGCCUCUCAACCCCCGUGGUGCUCUCCCCAGGGCCCCAGAAGCCAUGACUGUCACCACCCCCACCCCCACCCCACCCCCUUUCUGGGGUCACUCCAUCCAUGCUCUGAACUUCUCUCCAGCCAGCCGUCUCAAGGAGAAGCAGUUCAGCUGACAGACUCGUGCUCUAGUCGUGGUUGGGUGGGCGAUUCUUAGGAAAAAGGAUCUCUCAAUAACCCAUCCACCAAAAAAAAAAAACAAAAAAAAAAACAAAAAAACACAAAAAAAACACACAUAGGAAAAAAAAAACAACAGAAAAAAAACAUUCAACUUCUCUCUUCUUGGUCAGUCCCCCAGUGGCCGCCCUCACACGUCACCUACUGCAGUGGUAGGGGCGGUUUAUUUAUUUAUUUUUUGAAGGCCACUGGGAGGAGCCUGGCCCAACUCUUUUCGGGUUGGGGGCGGGAGGGGGGGGUGGUGAGGGCAUCUCCUCCAUCUCCACAUUUAUUUUUCCCCCCCCCCCAAGAUGAGACAAUCGGGGUCUGGCUAGAGAAGGACCUUUCUUUAUUUAUUUCUCAGCCUGCCCCCUGGGGAGCGGAGGGGAGCCCCGUCUCCGUUUGGAGGUAUGGGUAGAAGCGCUCGCUUGUGGUAGUUUAUUAUUCCCGGCCCGACCCCAGGGUCCAGGAAGAGAGCAUGCCGUGUAACGGUCUGGGAGUCUUGGCCAAGCAAGGCUCACACCCUUGGAAAUGGGACUUUCCACCUCCCCAGCCUUUCUCAGACAGCUGGUCCUCUUCCAAACACCUUUUUCAGCCAGGGCGGGAUGCUGUUUUCGUUCUACUCCCCCCUGAGAAGCCAUUCCUGUGUCUGCCAAACUCCUGGGGUCCGGCCUGUUACCUCCCAAUGGAGGGUUGUUUUUUUCGGGGGGAGCGGUCCCCGUCUGGGGGGCCCCCCCAGCCAGUACUCCAGGUCUCCCUGUCCCCCACCCCCUGCCAUUUUGAUAGUAUAAUCUAUUUUUAAACAGGGCUUUUCAAUAGGGGAGAAGGAGGCAACGCUUCCUAUUAUCUGAGAUGGGGUGGGUGGGAAGGAAGGGAUUUGGGGGCGGGGGAGGGGGAAUCUUCCCUCCGCCCCCAAGUGUUUAUUUUUGAUACCAAACGUGUAUUUUCAGCUCCCUCCCUCCCAGCCCCCCAAUUUCCUGCGGGCGGGUACAAAGGACCCUUUAAGCGUCCCUGGAGUUGGGAGGGAGGACCGAGGAACAUAAAGCCUGUCCUAUCAGAAUUCCAGGCUGGAGAAGGGUGAGUUCCAAGGACUCCUGGGUUCACCUCCCGACAGCACCGGCCCAGCCCGGGGCCUGGGGACCUGGGGUGAUUUGGGGGACGGUGCUACACCUGUCUCCGCUGUUUGUUUUACUUCCCCAAAAAAUGGAUCUUUUUUUUUUCUAAGUGUCCCAGAGAAUGGGGAAUUGUUCCUGUAAAUAUAUAUUUUUAAAGGUGA
Phacochoerus africanus (Common warthog) is the source of this 2970-nucleotide messenger RNA. RefSeq names its product ETS transcription factor ELK1 (gene ELK1). Lineage: Eukaryota; Metazoa; Chordata; Mammalia; Artiodactyla; Suidae. Gene Ontology annotation, biological process: regulation of transcription by RNA polymerase II; cell differentiation. Gene Ontology annotation, molecular function: sequence-specific DNA binding; DNA-binding transcription factor activity, RNA polymerase II-specific. The record is from RefSeq and is a predicted model, not a curated record. The transcript has 6 exons. The coding region runs from base 219 to 1550 and encodes 443 amino acids. Gene Ontology annotation, cellular component: nucleus.